Molecule: messenger RNA, 1739 nt
Organism: Lycium barbarum (goji berry)
Lineage: Eukaryota; Viridiplantae; Streptophyta; Magnoliopsida; Solanales; Solanaceae
Product: growth-regulating factor 6-like
Exons: 4
Coding region: 121-1140 (339 amino acids)
Biological process (GO): developmental process; regulation of DNA-templated transcription; DNA-templated transcription
Cellular component (GO): nucleus
Molecular function (GO): ATP binding
Source: RefSeq, a predicted model, not a curated record
CCCCGGUUCCUUUUUUUCCUCUGCUCAAAUUAUACUCUCGGGAGUUGGCUCUCUUUUAUUUCAGGAUUACCUUGCUUUUUUGAAGUCUUGAGAAGAGAUUGUCUUGUCAAAAUAGUCUCCAUGAUGAAUGCAGCAAGAAGUGGAUAUCCUUUUACUGCAACUCAAUGGCAAGAACUUGAACAUCAAGCUCUUAUUUACAAGUAUAUGGUCUCUGGAAUGCCUGUCCCUCCUGAUCUUCUCUACACUAUCAGAAGGAGCUUGGAUUCUUCUUCCCUCUCCUCAAAGUUCAUCCUCCAACAACCCCAACAUGUUGGAUGGAACUGUAUUCAGUUGGGGUUUGGGAAGAAAAUGGAUCCAGAGCCAGGGAGGUGUAGAAGAACAGAUGGAAAGAAAUGGAGGUGUUCAAAAGAAGCCUAUGCAGAUUCUAAGUACUGUGAAAGACACAUGCACAGAGGCAGAAACCGUUCAAGAAAGCCUGUGGAAGUUAUGACAACAUCAACAACAAGAACUACUACUACUAAUACACCCCCAACAGCAAUACCAAUCUCAUCAAUCAAGAAAAACUCAAAUUAUAGCCCCACUUCUUUAUCUUGUCUAACAUCAUCUGAACCCCACUAUCCACAUUCUUCUUCCAUUGGUUUCUCAUCUCAUGACCAUACCAAGUUCCUUUUUGAUUCUUGUCCUUAUUCCAGAAAUAGUUAUGGUCAUGGGAUGAAGGAGGAAGCUGAUAAGCAUGUUUUCUACUCAGAUUCAAGUGGGACAUUGAGAAAUUCAUCUGGUUCUAGUUCAAUACUAGAUGAUAGUUGGCAACUGACAAUGGGUUCACCACUUGGCCAUUUGAAACAGAGGACUUACUCUGUCUCACAACAACUUCAAAGCCUUAAUGAAUCACAAGAAAGACAAGAUCAGUACCACUAUAAUUAUGCACUAGGAAAUGAUGUCAAGAGUACUGACAUGCCUGUGAGAAUAGAUACAGAAGAACCCAAGAAAGUAAUGCACCAUUUCUUUGACGAAUUGCCACCUCAAGACAACAAACACUCAUGGCUUCAUUCUGGGGAUGGGCCACUUUCCAAAACUCACCUCUCAAUUUCAGUACCCAAUUCCUCACCUGACUUCUUCAUCACCCAUAAUGGGAAAUAAAUUUUGUGGAGCAAAGGCCAAAAGAGUACUUAAAUGCUGGUGGGCCGAUGCUUCCGAUCUAAGCAUUCCGCAUACAUAGUAGGGCUUUGGUCCCGUUAUAAGAGCACAACAUUGUGAUGUGUAAGUUAGGCGUAUAUUAUGAGUUUGAAUCCGUGACAAACCAAAGCCUGGUAUUUAAGUAGGGCAUAAUGCAGACGUAGGUUCAUUAUGGACUAAAUUUUAAAUCAUGCACCAACUAGCCCUCAAAAUUUCUUGGUAUAUUUUCCUUUUGUUUUGUUUUGUUUGUUUAUGCAAGAGUGUGGGGCUUGCAGUCUAGUACUUGAAUUAGAAGUAGGCAGUGGUCACAUGUAUUUUGGUGUUCUGCACUGUAUUCUUUCCUUAUUAGCACUAUUUUGUUUUAUUGUUUGAAUGGCUGAGCCAGGUUUGCCACAUUCAUUAAGGGAUGACAUCUUGAACAUUGGGGUUUUCUGUGGUUGCUUUCAGUGACCACUUUAAUUUGUUGCUUACUAAGUAUUAAACUAAUGGACCCUGUUGAUAUUUUGGAUGCUAUGUUUUGCAUAACAUAAACCCUAAUCACACAUUUGGCUUGUUUCAUUCUA